GUUGCAUUUUCUGGGCGAUUUUUUCAGUGCUUCGAUCGUCAUCCAAUGCAAUUCGUAUGGUCGUAUUACAACACAGAGAGUGUUUUGCUCCCAACUCUCUCUCUCUCUCUCUAACUUUCACCCUAAGUUUUCCUCUUGCGAAAACGAUAGCUUUCAAAGCUUUUGUUUUUCUAUUGGCUCUGAGGAGAAGCUGAUUGGGUAUUACUAUUCCUUGAACUUCUGAGGGAUUCCAUCAUUGCUCUUGGAAGCAUCUUGAGCAUUCUAAUUCCACAUAUGCAUUUUUAAGGAGAUGGCUUCCAGUGAGUAUGAUUCAGAUAUUGUUCAGUGGGGUCUUCGUCUUCUUGAUGGGGAUCCAGUUUAUAAUUCUUCAUACUACUACGGCAGUGACAUGAUACAACAAGAUGCUAAUGAUAUCUACCAUUAUGAGCAUAUCAGGAGUCAUUAUGAUACAGAAUCAAACAAUGUAGAAAAUGAUGAAAUCAUUGCACAUACUCUUCAAGAGGAAUAUUCGCGACUAUCUGUAACAGAAGCCUAUGAAUACUCGCAUGCAGGUGAAGCACAGCCACAAGCUUCGUUUCAUGCAGAUGUGUGGCAUGGUCAAUCUACAAGAGAUUUUUGUUCAGACCAUGAUUACAGCCAGGAAGAAGCUGCUAUUGUGGUGCCUUCUAGCUUAUGUUCUAGCCCGGAUGAUCAAUUGGAGCUAACUGAUGAAUGUUCUCUUCAUGGGGAAGUAGGCUGGGGCUGGAAUCCUGUUCCCCACAUUCCUAGAAUCAAUGGAGAAAUUCCUUCAAUUGAUGAAGCGACUUCAGACCAUCAAAGGCUAGUUGACAGGCUUCAAUUAUAUGGCUUUGUUGAACAUAAGGUAGCAGGAGAUGGCAACUGCCAGUUCCAUGCUUUAUCAGACCAAUUGUAUCAAUCACCUGACAACCACGAGUAUGUGAGAAAGCAAGUCGUAAAUCAGCUUAAGUCUCAUCCAGAGAUUUACGAGGGAUAUGUUCCUAUGGCAUAUGAUGAUUAUUUGGAGAAGAUGUCCAAGGAUGGUGAGUGGGGUGACCAUGUCUCAUUACAGGCAGCUGCUGAUUCGUACGGAGUGAAAAUUUUUGUCCUGACUUCUUUUAAGGAUAACUGUUGCAUAGAGAUUCUUCCUAAUAUUCAAUCUUCAAAACAAGUUAUUUAUUUGAGUUUCUGGGCAGAGGUGCAUUACAACUCAAUUUAUCCUCAAGGAGGCACAACCUCAUAUGAGAACAGAAAAAAGAAAAAAUGGCGGAUAUUUGGGAAUAAACAUUAGGAAUGUUUGGAUGGCCUUUAUGGCAUUCAACACAUGUCUCCCUCAUAUUGUUGAUGCUGCUGCUGUUUAAAUCCUGUAGUCCUUGGUUCAGGACCUCACAUACUCUUAUUUUUGCUCUUCUAAUGUCCAUCCAGGCUGGAUUAUCUCAUCGUAAGAGCAAUUUCAUGCAAGGUGUUGUAUAAGCGCGUGUAUUUGAGCGAAUAUGACAAGUUUGCAGCCGGUGGGUUCCAAGUUCCAACUGAAUUGGAAAAAGUUCUGGCCAGUAUCUGCGUCGAUAUGACAAAAUAUGCAGCCGGUGAGUUUUUCAACUAAAAUGGACAGCUCCGCCAUUGUUUAGGUCAUUUCUUUGUGGGUACUCAAUUUACGUGCUUCUUUGCCAUUGGCGAAAUAUAAGAUUGAAUGCAGAGUUUGCUUCUGGUACAGAUUAGUAGUUAGAAACACGCUUAGAAGAUAUAUCGACUCUUUGCUUCUUGUUCUUUGGCAGACGGCGACACUUAAUCAUGGGUAUCAUUGUUUUUUUGUCAUAGUCAAGUAUUUAUACAUUUCCGUGAGUAAUGAUGCAGUAGUAUUUGCAACAUCAGAAGAUUAUGAACUUUUGUUUUUCUGCUUUU
This is a messenger RNA of Malus domestica (apple), 1899 nucleotides long. NCBI's taxonomy places the organism in Eukaryota, Viridiplantae, Streptophyta, Magnoliopsida, Rosales, Rosaceae. The record is from RefSeq and is a predicted model, not a curated record.